Molecule: messenger RNA, 1014 nt
Organism: Plasmopara halstedii
Lineage: Eukaryota; Oomycota; Peronosporomycetes; Peronosporales; Peronosporaceae
Product: kazal-like serine protease inhibitor domain and phox-like domain-containing protein
Exons: 1
Coding region: 1-1014 (337 amino acids)
Biological process (GO): protein ubiquitination
Cellular component (GO): cytoplasm
Molecular function (GO): ubiquitin protein ligase activity
Source: RefSeq, a predicted model, not a curated record
AUGACAAAACAAAUUCUGGAAUGGGAACGCGAAACUAAACGCAUCAAAUUGAUUCACACUACCCCUAGCAACACUCACUGCGCUCCUGUACAACGCCGACUGCAGAAAAUAAUUAAUGAAUUUCAGCCUGCCAGCUAUAGGCUUCAAGUGCAAGCAUGUUGGCUUUGUGUGGGCAUGUCAGUCGUGUAUCGUGUGUCUAUCAUUUUGACCAUUAUUAAUCCCUUCACAUUUGGUACGACAAGCGGCCUUAGCACAGCAGCAUCGAAUGGCGGACGCAUGCACCGAUCAUCCCGUGUAAUCUCAAUGAGCCACUCUAAAUUUUGUCAAUUUUACGCCCAAGUGAGUACUGUCUUGCGGUGCCCAGCUGUGGUUGAACGUCUCAGUGCACGAAAGAGUAUUCGGGGUCAAGGUGCUAUUAUUGACUGGCAACCUUUCGCGGAAUUUCUACAAAAGCUAACCGAAGUGUUUCAACGGUACAAAUACUUUCAGUAUUUGGCUUUUACGGCUCAGGCAGACGCCAAGACCAUAAAACGAAGCAAAGUACAGCUCGAGGCUUUUCUGUCUGACUGCUGGUACACGUUAGUGGAUAUUCUCCCAUUGCUUGUGGUAGAGCCAUAUUUAUUAGCAUCACUGGGAAGCGAAACGAUCAGCAUUUAUCUGUUAAUGCGUGACUUUCUCUCGCUUCCCGAAACCAUAUUGGAUGCUAAUUUUACUUAUGCGAAUGCCGUUCUCAUUCUCGACGAUGUGAGUUUAUCACCUUCUUACUAUGACCAUUCGUGUAGCAUAUGUCUUGAGCCGCUUAUAUUAACUGAAGUGAUCGAACUCUCGCCAAAUGACAAGAGUUGUAGCAACAGUUGUGUCAAUCAAGCUUGCAGCAAUAGUUGUCAAAGUGAAAAUACAUCUUCCGUAAAACUGCCCUGUGCGCACAUUUACCACGAGGAUUGUAUAAUGUCGUGGAUGCAACAUAAUCCAAGUUGCCCCGAGUGCCGUGCCGUUGUGGUGAAGGGAAUUUAA